Messenger RNA from Jatropha curcas, 1064 nucleotides. Its product is annotated as putative aquaporin NIP-type. Gene Ontology annotation, biological process: transmembrane transport. Gene Ontology annotation, cellular component: membrane. Gene Ontology annotation, molecular function: channel activity. NCBI's taxonomy places the organism in Eukaryota, Viridiplantae, Streptophyta, Magnoliopsida, Malpighiales, Euphorbiaceae. The record is from RefSeq and is a predicted model, not a curated record.
CCUAAUUAACAAAAACCCUCAAACCGUCCUGAUCCUCUUCUUCUAUACUAAUUCUUCACAUUAGCCCUUCUUAAUUACUAGCUUUGCUUUAACAAUGCCUGAUAUAAUUGAAGAAGAAACACAGAUUUCCAAUACAGAAAAAGGGUUAGUGGUGAAAUCUAGUAAACCUAAUAAUCCAAAUGACAAUACUGCCUCUCGCUCAUCUACUUGUUUUGUCACCAUCAUACAAAAGUUAGUUGCUGAGGUUAUUGGAACCUAUUUUGUAAUAUUUGCUGGUUGUGGAGCUGUUGCUGUGAACAAAAUCUAUGGAUCAGUCACAUUUCCAGGCAUAUGUGUGUCUUGGGGUCUAAUUGUAAUGGUUAUGAUUUAUACCGUUGGUCAUGUCUCCGGUGCACAUUUUAAUCCGGCCGUCACUAUUGCUUCUGCCAUUUUUCGCCGGUUUCCUUUUCGGGAGGUACCAUUAUACAUUGUUGCACAAGUAAUUGGAUCAAUUCUUGCUAGUGGCACAUUAGCCUUACUGUUUGAUAUAACUCCUAUGGCAUAUUUUGGAACCCUACCAGUUGGAUCAAAUGUGCAGUCAUUAGUAAUAGAAAUCAUCAUCACCUUCCUCCUCAUGUUCGUCGUUUCCGGCGUUAACACUGAUGAUAGAGCGGUUGGAGACCUAGGAGGGAUUGCUGUUGGUAUGACAAUACUGUUGAAUGUCUUUGUGGCAGGACCAGUUUCAGGAGCUUCAAUGAACCCAGCAAGGAGCCUGGGGCCAGCAAUAGUUAAGCAUACAUAUAAAGGAUUAUGGGUAUAUAUAGCAGGGCCAAUUGUUGGAGCCAUUGCAGGAGCAUUUGCAUAUAACUUGUUAAGAUCCACUGAUAAGCCACUUGAUGAUGAGUAAAAGAAGAAGAGGUUAUUGAAAAAUAGCAUGUCAAAUAAUUAAAUUCUUUGUUGAUAAAAUUGUAUUAUUAUUUAUUAUUGCUAUAUUUUAGCAGAGUUUUUUUGUUUUUAUUUUUAUUUUAUUUAUUUAUUUAUUUGUCUCUCUUGCUUUAUGUAUAUAUGGAAGAAUUGCUGAAUUA